GGAAACCAUGACGUCAUAUCAGCUGUUUUGGCCCCCAGUGCAGUCUGUCGCAAGUGUAGACGUCAUUUUCGGUUCAGGAAUACAUCACGGUUAUGGUAGUAGCACUAUGCAUGCACUAGCUCUGCAUGUACAGUAGUGUGUGUGUGUCAAUUUGACGGUUUGCGCUGCUUUGGAGACGAGAAAGUAGAACGCGGAGCAUGGCGCCAUGAGCUGAGCGCGGGCACGUUUGAGAUCAGAGGCACCGCGUUUGAGAUCAAAGGCACCGAACAUGCAGCAGUCCGAGAGCGGUGGAGGGGCGGCGACUUCUGAAGUCCAGCUCAACGAACAACCCAACGCGCUCAUCGCGUGCAAAGUGUGCGAAGAGCUUUUUAGCGAGCAGCAUUUAAAGGAGCAGUUUGAGGCUUUGUUCCGUGCGUUUGAUCCAGACACAUCGUUCCAGUUCUUCAGGAGCUUCAGACGGGUUCGGAUCAACUUCACCAAUGCUUUAGCGGCAGCCGAGGCCCGAGUCAAACUCCACAAGAGUGACUUCAAUGGAAAGGAGAUGCGUCUGUAUUUCGCUCAGUCGGUGCACAUCGGCAGCCCUCGCCUCGAGCCUCCGAAACCCGAGAAGCAGUUCCUGAUCUCCCCGCCAGCGUCGCCCCCUGUCGGCUGGGCUCAAUCGCAGGACGCCAUGCCCGUCCUCAACUACGACCUGCUGUGUGCCGUGUCUAAACUAGGACCAGGUGAGCAGUACGAGCUUCACACUGGAACCACCAACACACCCAGCGUCAUCGUACACGUGUGUGAGGACGACAGCUCCGAGGACGAGGAGGAAACAGCAGAGACCGGCAAACGCGAGCGACCCAAGAUCAUCCAGACCCGUCGCCCAGACUAUGUCCCGUCCGUUAACCAGUGAGCGGCCCGUUUCAUCUUCACGACCAACACAGGAAUAACUAGGAAACAUGCAGUCAUGCAGUUUGUCAUCCUUACCACCGGGGACGGUGGCGAGCGUCAAAUCCUCUUCCUAGUUAGCGAGGAAGUCGCCCAUCCUCAUAAUGUCGCGUUUGAUUUCUUAACAUCCAUCUCUGAUGGAGUCAGGGACCUGGGAGAGGUUCUCUCGUCUUAUGAAUGUCAUUAUUUGCUUGACGUCACAACUGUGUAUUUUAAUAAACCGAGAGAAAAGCAACGGAGAAAUGCGAGAUGUGUAGCACAAGCAAACGUGUGUGAGGUGGUGUGCAUCAUCCGGGGCCACUAACAUGUACUCGUCGCCAUUAUCAUGUAUCGUCUCUGCGUUUAGUAAGUUAAGCACUCGUACAGUCUUUGAAAAGUCAUUAUUAUUGUUGCUGAAGUUCUUUGCGAGCUCCUCCAAGUAUUAUGCACUUUAAAAAUAGAGCCUUAUAAUGUGGUAAACCGACAACAACAUGAAGUACUUGUCUUUGUAUGUGGAGCGCAACUGUGAACGCAUACUUUUUUCCGCCUUGGUAAAGUGAGUAUUUUUUCUCAUUAAUUUUCUCCAUCAAUCACACGAUCUGAUCUGAAGCCAAAAGGUAUUUGAACGUUGGUAAAAAAAACUCUUGUAUUAAUCUGUGCACUUAAAUUCUAUUACGAGGGAAUGAACUACUCUACCCAUGAAUCAGUGUGAAUGUACGGAGAAGGAAGAAAAUAUGAGAUGGGGGGGGGGGGGGAUUUUAUGUCAAUGCUUCUGCGUUAUCUCACAAAUGUUGCGUUCACUCACAAAUAACACAAAACAAAUAAGUCUUCGAACGCAAAAAAUAUAUAUCUCAUAUUUUUUCCAUCACAAUGUUCCUUUAGGAGCUCCGUAUGAAUGACAUAAAUGCAUCAAAAUUAAUAAAAAUAAAAAUAAUCUAUUUAUACAUGCUUCCUAUGGUUUAUAGUAAUCAUAUUAUUUUUUACUUUAUUCAUACAUGCAUGCAAUUAUUUAAAGUAAAAUUAAAUAUUGACUAUAAAUCAUUGGCUGCAUGCAUAAAUAAAAUAAAAUAAAAUAUUGACUAUAAAUCAUUGGCUGCAUGCAUAAAUAAAAUAAAAUA
Molecule: messenger RNA, 2027 nt
Organism: Rhinichthys klamathensis goyatoka
Lineage: Eukaryota; Metazoa; Chordata; Actinopteri; Cypriniformes; Leuciscidae
Gene: rcan1b
Product: regulator of calcineurin 1b
Exons: 4
Coding region: 269-895 (208 amino acids)
Biological process (GO): calcium-mediated signaling
Cellular component (GO): nucleus; cytoplasm
Molecular function (GO): calcium-dependent protein serine/threonine phosphatase regulator activity; nucleic acid binding
Source: RefSeq, a predicted model, not a curated record